Danaus plexippus (monarch butterfly) is the source of this 4069-nucleotide messenger RNA. RefSeq names its product puromycin-sensitive aminopeptidase (gene Psa). The record is from RefSeq and is a predicted model, not a curated record. Gene Ontology annotation, cellular component: cytoplasm. Gene Ontology annotation, biological process: peptide catabolic process; proteolysis. The transcript has 12 exons. Lineage: Eukaryota; Metazoa; Arthropoda; Insecta; Lepidoptera; Nymphalidae. The coding region runs from base 108 to 2969 and encodes 953 amino acids. Gene Ontology annotation, molecular function: zinc ion binding; metalloaminopeptidase activity; peptide binding.
AUGUAAAUUAACCUUAAAAUAAAAAAACUUAUUAAACUUUAUAUAGAUUUCAUCUAAAUAGUUUAUGUCAUAACUUUCACUUUGGAGCGUUAUUUAAAUCACGUUCCAUGACGCUGCAAUUGCGACGUGCUGUGAAUAAUUUAUUUGCAUUUCGUUUUCAAAAUUGUAGUAGUCAUCGUAAUCUAAGUCGCCAUUACAAGUUAUUACGUAGCGGAUACCGUUAUUCGGAGUGGGGACCCGGACGUGCGAGGGGGGUGCGUAUCAACUGUGCGGGUGCGGUUGUAGAGCGAGUUUACUCUGUCAGUCGGUCAUUACGGUAUUUCUCAGUAGUGCGUCCCACAUUCACGAUCUUGAAAGAAAGAGUGACAAUGCCAGAACACAAACCGUUUCAACGUUUACCAAAAAAUGUUGUGCCCAAACAUUAUGAACUGCAUUUGGUGCCAAAUCUUGAAAAAUUUACCUUUACAGGGAAGACUACGGUGAAAGUAUCGAUUGUUAAUACUACCAAAGAAAUAGUGCUUAACAGUUUAGAUUUGGAUUUAAAAAGUGUAAGACUCCAAAUCAAUGAUGGGGGUUCAGUUUCAACACUUAAUCCGGUGGAAGUACGACUUGAACCGGCUGAUGAAACUGCAAUAAUAGUUUUUGACAAGCAGCUUCCAGUGGGUGAAGCAACUUUAUAUUGUGAAUUUAUUGGGGAAAUAAAUGAUAAAAUGAAAGGCCUGUACCGUAGCAAAUAUCUUACUCCUAGUGGAGAAGAGCGCUACGCUGCCGUUACUCAAUUUGAAGCGACUGAUGCACGGCGAUGUUUCCCAUGCUGGGACGAACCUGCCAUAAAGGCAACGUUCGAUAUUACUCUUGAAGUACCGACUGAUCGUGUAGCUUUGUCAAAUAUGCCUGUAAAAGUUGAAAAGGUGAAUGGUGAUAAGAAAGUAAUGCAAUUUGACACAACACCGAUAAUGUCUACAUACCUUGUAGCCGUUGUUGUGGGGGAGUAUGACUAUGUUGAAAAAACAUCUCGCGAUGGAGUGUUAGUCCGUGUGUAUACUCCAGUUGGCAAGAGCAAGCAAGGCAUGUUCGCAUUAGAGGUAGCCGCAAAAGUACUGCCAUAUUACAAAGAAUAUUUUGACAUUGCCUAUCCUCUACCUAAGAUAGAUUUGAUAGCAAUAGCUGAUUUCUCUGCUGGUGCCAUGGAGAAUUGGGGUCUCGUAACCUAUAGGGAAACAUGCUUGCUAGUUGAUGAAGAACACACAUCAGCUGUUCGUAGACAAUGGAUUGCGCUUGUGGUGGGACAUGAGCUUGCACACCAGUGGUUUGGCAACCUAGUGACAAUGGAAUGGUGGACGCAUCUCUGGCUCAAUGAAGGCUAUGCUUCAUUUGUUGAAUUUCUUUGUGUUAAUCAUUUGUUCCCCGAAUAUGAUAUUUGGACACAAUUUGUCACAGAAACAUACAUAAGAGCACUCGAAUUAGAUUGCUUGAAAAACUCCCAUCCUAUUGAAGUACCUGUUGGUCACCCAUCAGAGAUAGAUGAAAUUUUUGAUGACAUUUCAUACAACAAAGGUGCAUCAGUAAUUCGCAUGUUGCAUAGAUACAUUGGGGAUGAUGAUUUCCGUAAAGGCAUGAAUAUAUAUCUUACCAGGCACCAGUAUAAAAAUACAUUUACUGAGGACCUUUGGGCGGCUUUGGAGGAGGCCUCUAAUAAGCCCGUAGGUGCCGUGAUGUCAACAUGGACCAAACAAAUGGGUUUCCCGAUGGUUGAAGUCAGUUCCGAGCAGCGUGGCUCUGAUAGAGUUUUGAAGUUAACUCAGAAAAAGUUCUGCGCUGAUGGCAGUCAGAGCGACGACGCUUUGUGGAUGGUGCCCAUCACUAUAUCCACCCAGGAACAACCUUCGAAGGUUGCAUUAUCAACUGUUUUGGAGAAACGAACACAGGAGGUAGUGUUGAAAAAUGUCGCCGAAGAUUCGUGGGUCAAGCUCAAUCCUGGAACAGUGGGGUAUUACCGCACUCGUUACCCGGCCGCCAUGCUGGAGCAGCUGGUGCGUGCUGUGAGGGACGGCAGUCUGCCGCCGCUCGACAGGCUCGGACUGCUGGAUGACUGUUUCGCACUCGUUCAGGCUGGACACGCACACACAUCCGAGUCAUUAAAACUCAUGGAGGCGUUCAACAACGAAGCCAACUUCACCGUUUGGUCGUCUAUUUCAAACUGCCUCGCCAAGCUGAGCGCUUUGUUUUCACACACCCCUCUCGACAAGCCGCUGAAGAACUAUGGCAGGAAGUUAUUUGCUAACGUCACCCGUCGCCUGGGAUGGGAUGCCAAAGAUAAGGAAAGCCAUCUCGAUACUUUGCUCAGAAGCUUAGUGUUGAAUAAAAUGAUCAGCUUCGAAGACCCCGACACGAUUAAGGAGGCUCAGAGCCGCUUCGAGAAGCACCUGUCGGGCGAGUGUACCCUGCCGGCGGACCUGCGCUCGGCGUGUUACCGCGCGGUGUUGGCGAGCGCCGGCGAGGACACCUUCGGUCGCUUCCUGCAGCUGUACCGCGCCGCUGACCUCCACGAGGAGAAGGACCGCAUCAGCCGAGCUCUCGGGGCGGUCAAUGACCCCGCGCUGCUCAAAAAAGUGCUGGAGUUCGCUAUAUCUGACGAGGUUAGGGCACAGGACACCGUCUUCGUCAUUGUGUCGGUGGCUUUGAGCCGUAAUGGACGGGAUUUAGCCUGGCAGUUCUUCAAGGACCAUUGGCAGGAAUUUAUGGACCGUUACCAGGGCGGCUUCCUGCUGGCUCGGCUGGUGAAGUCAACUACUGAGAAUUUUGCGUCUGAAGCAUGCGCUCAAGAGAUCGAGGAGUUCUUCCGCACUCAUCACUCGCCCGGCACUGAGCGGUCCGUGCAACAAGCCUUGGAGACCGUCAGGCUGAACGCGGCCUGGCUCCGGAGAGACCUCGCCUCCACCACCACGUACCUCCAGCCUUAUCACUGAUACGCCCAAAUAACAAAAGACUGAACAUCCAACGAAACACUAUAUUUAUGUUUAGCGAGCCGUGUCUUUGAAAAAUUCUAUUUCCAUGAUUAGUCGUUAGCUACUCAAGCAUCCAUAUAAACAUAUAUAGGUCGAAAUGAAAGAAAAACUUGUGUUGCUUGGUGUUGUCUCUAAGUGGCUUAAAAAUGAUUCAUUACUAUAUAUUUUGUAUGAAUAACGCUUAUGGACGUAGAACAGGAUAUUGUUAAAUUUUAAAAAUAAAAAUUUAAAUAUUCUCCAAAAUGAAAACAAAAUUUAUGACUUUAUUGUUUUAAAUGUUACAAAAACAAGUAAAAAUUAUAAAAAUGUUUCUUUUUAUUAUUUAUCUAAUAACGUCUCUGUAAUUUUUUUAUAUUUGAGCAAUUUGUCUGUAUCCCCUGCCUUGAUUGCAGAAGCUCUUGUAUUAAAGGCUGCUUUAUAAACAUGAAUAUUAUCUCAGUUUUCUUCUAGAAUAUAAUUAUCUGUUUUCAACUUAAAAGAUUAGAUGGUUUAAUUUGUUGUUUAGUCUGUGUUAUUUCUAUUUUUAUGAACUAUUUUUUUGAGCGUAAUAAUUAUUUAAGUUUAAAAAAAAACAUUGUAACACAGUCUAUAAGUUAUAUAUUUCUCUUUGUAUAAAAAUUAUUACUUUCUUGUUGCUUAUUUGCGUUCAUUUCAUCAAAUUUCAUAUAAUAUAUUUUGUUGCGUUUUCCCGUCUUUAUAAGUGGUCCUAGCAGAUAGGCAAAUGUAUAUGUGUAAAAAACUUUAAUUUAAACUAAGAUAUUGUUUUAGUUUCAAAGGUGCUCUGUGCAUUGAAGUUUUUUUUUCUCCAUUAAGAAUGAUAAUAUAUACCACAAAACUUAAUAUAAUUAGAAUGCUUCAAUAUUGUUAUUAUUAGACCUCAAAGCUAUUGUUUUACUUUUCAUAUAUAUUAAUGAUUUUUAAAGAUGUGAUGUUAGUUGUGUUAACAUGGAGAAGUGCAAAUUGUGAUGUAUGAAUUAUAAUCAAAGUUACCAUCACUUAGUGUCCCAUUUGUUGUCGUGAUUUAUUUGUAAGACUGUUAUUGCAAUAAAUCGUACAAAGGA